UGUGAUUGUUAGUGAGUGUCAGAGAUGGAAGUGAAGCUGCAGCUCAGUGUCUUCGUGUUACUCAUACAGGUUUCCCUGGCGGUCCGGCAGCGUGUGACUGUGAUAAAAGGUCAGACCCUCAGCUUAACCUGCCCGCUUACUAAUGCUCACAAGACCAAUGUCGACUGGAAGAACCCUGAAGGAUAUAUUAUGUUCUUUAACGCCAACCAAGGUGAAGCUUUAAAGGACAAGCGCUACAGCAUCACAAAUCUGUCGGAGUCAGAGUUCAGCAUCAGUAUUUCCAAUGUCACCUUCAAAGACGGAGGAAACUACACAUGCUCUCACUAUCAUAAUGGCACAACAGAGAGGAAAGUGGAGGUGACAGUAUUAGGCCUUCCCAAAAUGCAAGUAACAAAGCAUAAUGGAAAGUUUGUGAUAAAAUGCACUGCUGAGGCGAACCACUAUCCUCCCCAGAUCUUCUGGAAAUUGAAUCGUGGGCCUGAAAUUCUUGCACACGCCCAGGUCCACCAUGAAGGCAAAAAAUAUGUCUCAGUGAAUAUGUUACAUCUUCACUCAGUGAAGAGCAGAGUCACUGUGAAAUGCCUUGUUCGCCAUCCGGCGCUGCUCUCAGAACCUCUGAUGAACUUUGUCCCAAUUCAACAACAUUUAACAAAGCCCCGGCGCACAACCACGACCAGAUCACCCAUAACCCAGCCUCGAGGGUCAACAGAGGGGCAGACAACAACAAGCAGCUGGUCCAGACAUGGGAGAACAACAGCGUACCAUGCAGAGGUGGACAGGACUUCAUCACACAGCUCUACACAGUUAUCAACUGUUCCCCCCAAUCAGCUGUUUUCCUCCAGUGAGCCAAAGAGGGCCACUGGACUUCCUCUGAACCCUGUUACAUCCACAGGCUCACAGCUCAACACUAGUGGCUCAACCAGGAGCAAUGACACCAUCCAAAAUGCAACAAGCACAACAGGCUGGACAUCUGAGACCACGGAGGAGAUCACAUCCCAUAACCGCACCGAGGGAAACACAACAGUGAGUGACCCAAAGAAGCAGAUAGAAACUAGAAGUUCAUCAUUACUGGUCUUCCUGGUUACAUGCCUGAUCGUUGGUCUUCUGGUGGUAGUGAUUUUUUUUGCCAUCAAGCUGAGGAGAGCGCACAUUACCUGGAAGAGAGUUUUUAUUGUUACAGAGAAUGAGGACUCUGAUCCAUCAGACGAUAGCAGUAAAUCAAAAUACAGCCAGGAAGACAAGAACUCCCAAGGACAAAGGCGAAGAGGGCUCUUUAACACGGCAUUCACACGGUACGAAGUUGAAAAGCCAGCUGUGAUAACCUCGGUGAUAAACACAGCUGCGAUGGCAGACACAGAGAACGAAAACAAAGAGCAGACGUCUCCACCUCAAACCCCAGGACAAACUUCCACCAAGUGUGACAUAAAGGAGACAGAGCUGUAACAAUCUGUAAAAUACAACAUUUAUACCAUCAGCAAUGUCAUUUGCACCGUUAUCAUGCUCACAGAUUAAGCUGAUUAGCUUUUUUACCGCACUUGUAAAAAAGGAAAUGUUUACACAUAAAAUAAUGUUGUAACUUGCUAGUACUGUAUUUUAGCCUACCGUGUAAAUACUGUAUACAUUUUCUGUUUGAAUGUACCAAUAAAUUCUAUUUUGCUACAA
Messenger RNA from Perca flavescens (yellow perch), 1662 nucleotides. RefSeq names its product cytotoxic and regulatory T cell molecule (gene crtam). Gene Ontology annotation, biological process: detection of tumor cell; cell recognition; positive regulation of natural killer cell mediated cytotoxicity directed against tumor cell target. The record is from RefSeq and is a predicted model, not a curated record. Lineage: Eukaryota; Metazoa; Chordata; Actinopteri; Perciformes; Percidae. Gene Ontology annotation, molecular function: signaling receptor binding. Gene Ontology annotation, cellular component: plasma membrane. The coding region runs from base 25 to 1443 and encodes 472 amino acids. The transcript is spliced from 11 exons.